This is a messenger RNA of Pogona vitticeps (central bearded dragon), 8036 nucleotides long. It is a transcript of the gene NES, whose product is annotated as nestin. Gene Ontology annotation, cellular component: intermediate filament. The record is from RefSeq and is a predicted model, not a curated record. Gene Ontology annotation, molecular function: CCR5 chemokine receptor binding; intermediate filament binding. Lineage: Eukaryota; Metazoa; Chordata; Lepidosauria; Squamata; Agamidae. Gene Ontology annotation, biological process: positive regulation of intermediate filament depolymerization.
CCCUCUCCCUCUCCCUCAAGAGCCUCCCCCUCUGUAUGAAUAGCAGAGCCGAGCUGUCUGGAGCCUUAUUCCUUCAAGGGCCAGGGGCACCCGCGUCUCCCUCCAUCACAGCUGCUGCUGCUGCUGCUGCUCCUCUUUGGACUCUCUUUUCCAAAGGGGGGGGGGGAACCGGCGUUCUUGGACCAUGGAGAGUCUCUUAGGGUCACGCUCCUUAGGAGAGGAAUCCCUCCAGAUGUGGGACCUCAACAAACGCCUGGAAGCCUACCUGGCCCGAGUGAAGUACCUAGAAGAGGAAAACGAGCUUCUGAAAGCAGAGAUCCAGAGCCUGAGGGUGAGUCCCCAGGAGAGCUCCUGGCGGGGCAAGUAUGAGGAAGAGGUGGCCGCCCUGAGAGCCACCCUGGACCAGGCCUUCAGGGAGAAGCACACGGCCGAGCUGGCCCGGGACAGCUUGCACGAGGAGGUCCAGCAGGCAAAGAGCCGGUGCCAGAAGGAACGGAGCGCCCAGGAAGAGGCCAAGAAGCUCCUCUCCAUGAGCAAGAAGGAGCUGGAGGAGGAGAAGCGGGCUCAGCUGUGGCUGAGGGAAAAGGCCGUCCAGCUGGAGAAAGAGGUCGAAGCCCUGGCCCAAGCCCACCAGGAGGAGAUGGCUGCCCUCGACCGAGAGACGACCGGGCUCUCCUGGAGCCUGGACAGCUUCCGGGCCCCCCCGCCAGCCGUGGGCUUCCAGCCGGUGGAGGUGGAGGACUACGCCAAGCGGCUCUCCGGCAUCUGGAAAGGGGCGGUGGAGACCUACAAAACAGAGGUCUCCCAGCUGGAAGCCUCUCUCUGCGAGGCGAAGGAGAAUCUCUGGAGAGCCACCGAAGGCAACCGGCAGAACCAGCUGCAGCUGCAGCAGUUGGAGAAAGAGCUGGUCAGCCUCAAGAGGCAGAAGGAGAUGCUGGAAGAGAGCCUGGCUCAACAGUGGCAGCAUCAGCACGGGGAGGCGGAGAAGCUGCAGCUGGCCCUGGAGGCCCUGGAGGAGGAGAAGCAGUCCCUGAGGGUUCAGAUCGCCCAGGUUCUGGAGGACCGUCAGCACCUGAUGCACCUCAAGAUGUCCCUCAGCCUCGAAGUGGCCACGUACAGGACCCUUCUGGAAGCUGAAAGCACAAGGCUGCAACUCCCCACCGCUGACUUCAAAAUCUCUAGUGCUCUCAGAGGUUCGAAACGGGAAGCAAGUCACAGCAAGCUCCAAGGGGGGUCUCUAGACAAAGGGCAUUUGGGAUCCUGGGACCUCAAGCUCAGCCCCACCCGCCUGAUGAAGGCCAGCGGAAAGCCUCGGCCGCUCACCAACCAAGCCGAGUCCUUGGCGAUCAGCCUCGGGGCGCUGCCGCCUCAGAGCUGCCGGAGUGCAGGGGUUCGAGAGUUCCAGAAGGCCAACGACGUCCUACAGUCCCAGCCCUCAAAGCACGUUGACCUUGCCUUGAAUCAGAAGGAAGCCUCCGAGGCCCCCCCCUUCAAGAUGGGCUCCCCCCAGCAAAGCAAGCAGAUCGCGGCCACCACAACGGAAAUGGUUUCUCCGUCGUUCUUCCAUGAAAUUCCCCCAGGGCAAAACUCCAUUAGUCUUAGAGUCGCAGAUGCCUCAGAGAAGUUGGGUUCAAGCGUGGAAAAAAGGUGUCAGGAAGAAGAUGAAGGUAGGAAUGAUGGAACCGCAAACCCAGUGGAGGCAGAGGGAACUGGAGAGAAGGCAGAACCUUGUGAAGAAAAGGAAGAAGAGGAAGAGAAGCGGCCUAAUGAAGAGCCACCGGGAAGGACCUCCAUCCAGAACCUGCUUUCUCCUAUUCCGCUCAUUACAGAAGCCUUAGAAACUGCAAUCAAAGAAGUCAACGGGGAAGGCGUUUGCCUGGACUCCAGCGCGCUCCGUGUGAGCAAAGCACAGCCCAGUGCUCCUUUCACCCACCCAUUGCCCAGGGAAGAAGAGAACAGAGACACUUGGUCUCCAAGCAGGGAAGCGUUAGAGGAAGCUGCGCAGAAGGUGCACGAAGGCCAAAAGGGAGACGUCCAACUGGCUGCUCGACCAGAGGACGUCGAAGGCUCCCAACAUGCCACCGAGGUUCAUGGUGGCCAGGAAGCCUGUCCUGAGCAGCACGGGGGAGAAGGAGGAGGAGAAGGAGGCCUGUGGGUGUCCUGGGAUGCAGAGUCAUCAUCUUCUCCACUGGGAGCAGAAUUGCCAAAGGAAGAGCAAAGCAGGGAACAAAUCGCCACAGGAGUUGUUCCAGCUGCUGACGAAACGGAGUUGGACAAAGAUGCAAGGCCCUCAUCGCAGACCGGGGGUGCUGGUACUAAGGAACCUCCUACGCUGGUGAGUGUAGAGCAGAGAGAUGACUCCGAGGAGGCUUACCAAGGCACGCCGUCACGGAGUCAUCUGGAGAAGGAGGCACUUGCCCAGAACGAAAGCUGGCAACCUAGCCCCAGCCCCACUGACCAUCACAGAGGCGCCGCGGGAGGGCAUCCGGAAGAGGUGGAUGGUGGAGUAGAGGACCUGGAGGUGGUGAGCACAGAAGCCCUUCAUUUGUCAGAGGACGAGGAAAGGAGAGUGCUCUGGAGUCCCUCCCAAGAGAACGAGGAGGAGGAAGAGUACGAUGAUUUGCAGGCAGAGAUGCUGGGAGCUGAAUUUCUGCAGGAAGGGGGGUUCGCCGUUGACCAUUUGUCACCCCUAAGCCACACCGCUUUAUCUGUAGCCGGCUGUAAAGAGCUCCUCUGUUUGCAGGUGGAGCAGGAAAAACUUCAGGAACAAGAUGCGCUGCUUCGUGGGAUCGAUUCGGCCUCCCCAGAUGCCUUGGGGCCUGAAGCAUUCAGUGCAGAAGAGACCAUCCCGAGAGACAGAAACUCUGCUGCAGGGAGGGAAGAUAAUGCCUUGGCAGGUGAGGCCUGGGCGACAGGCUGCAGGAGUGCUGAGGAAGAGAAAGAGGAGACGGUAAGGGAGGAGAGCCCCAGAGACAGAGAGGGGCCCGCGGAAGAGAAUAAUCUGGGAGACACCGAUGGAAGAGAGAGGGAAAGCGUCUCCGAGGUGGAGACUGUCGGACAGCCAGCUCUUCAUAAAGAAGAAGAUAACUGGAGGAAUGAAGAUACAGAAGAACCGGAGAGGUUCCCAGAUAUGGACAAUAUGGAACAUAAGGAUCUCCGGGAGGAAAAUAAUCUGGGAAUGGAAGAUACAGUCGAACAGGAGGGGUUCUCAUCCGUGGAGAUUGUCGGAUAUAAGAUUGUUCACGAAGAAGAGAAUAAUUUGGGAAAUGAAGAUAUAAUGGAACAGAAAGGAUUUUCAGAUGUGGAGAAUACUGGACAGGGAGAUAUACAGGAAAUUGAGGAAAAAAUUGAAAAUGAAGUUAUAACAGACAAAGAAAUUUUCUUGGACAUGGAAAAUGUUGGAUGCAAAGAUAUUAACAAAGAAGAGAAUCAUUUGGGGAAUGAAGAUACAGUAGAACAGGAUGGAUUCCCAGAUGUGGAGAACAUUGGAUACCAAGGUCUUCAGGCAGAAGAGAAUAAUCUGGAAAAAGAAGAUGCAAUGGAUGGGGAAAGUUUCUCCGAUGGGGAGAGUAGCAGACACAAAACUCUCCACAAAGAAAAAGACAGCGCAAGAAAUGAAGAUACAGGAGAACAGGGUGGACUCUCGGUUGGGGACAAUAUUGGAGAUUUCCAAAGAGAAGGGGAAGUUUUGGGUGAUGAAGAGACAAUGGAGAAGACAGGACAUCAAGGUCUCCAGGAAGAAGAGGACCCUUUGGAAAAUGAAGGUACAGACAAACAGGAGGCUUUCUCUGACCUAGAGAUGAUCCGCCCACACGUUGCUACCUGUCAGCCCGACGUUGCCUUGCAGGAGGAGAACAUUCUGGGACAAGAAAAUUCUGAGCAAGAGCAGACCGAAGAAGAAAAGGCCAACCACUCUAAAGACCAACUACCGACAGAGCAGAAGAGGGAGGAAGAAGACAUCACGGUGGUUUCUCCUGUGGCUGAAGGCACCGUGAUGACAGGAGAUCUGAACAUCGGCAUAGAAGCUGCAGAAACUGAAGAGGAGGCGGCAGGAGGCAGGUUGGAGAUAGAAGAAAUGGCAGGCCACCUCACAACGAGUACUUUGGGGUUAGAGGAAAACUCACCAUGGUGGUCUGAAGCCCAAGGAGGCUGCAGGACUGAAACACUGGUGGCAACAGAGCAGCAAAGUGUCACUGGGGGAAAAGAGGAGGCCCAAAGUCUACCCACCACCCUUGUUGAAGAAACCCCAGUUCCUGACAGCAGCCAAGAGGCAUCGGCUCCUUCAGAAACACACAGCAACGCGACCAAUGGACUUGAAGCGAAGGACCACAGUGAUCCGGACAACCAUCCGUCACAGAGUGAUUAUUUUGGAUCUGAGGAUUCCCUGGAAUCUUUAGACACCUCCCCCAAUGCCACCUCUGAGAGGAACACCCUGGAAAAGGAGGGAAAAAACAGCCAGGAGCUCCUGCUGGAGGAAACACUGCCAGAUCACACCCCCUUGCAUAUGUAUGAUGAGCAGAUGUUGGCUGUGAGACAGCUCUCAGAGAGAAAGGAGGUUGCAGAGCUCCCUCCUGUGACCAAAGACAGCUCUGGGUCAUCAGAAGAUACACAGCACGCCCUGGAGGAAGAGCGCCAGAGCAGUCCCCUGUUGUUGCAAGAAAAUGGCCAGGAACAGGAGAGAACAGAGGAGCAGAGCAGCCACCACUCUGAGACUGCUCCCAACUCACAGGAGCUUCCAGCAGCUUCCCAAGAUUUAGAAGACACAGCCUCUGAAACGUCAGGACUUUUCCAGGACAGUAAAGACGAACACACAAGAGAAGUGUCCAGGAGGGGAGAGGAGUCUGCACGGGAUUCUAAACUGUUGGUUGAAGAAUCUGACCAUCAGCCUGAAGCAGAAGCCUCCCAGCCAAGAAGCCACGUGGAAGAAGAAUGUAAGUGUACUGCAGAGAUCCAUGAGGAAGAAAAGAGCCCAAAUUGUGCUGGGGAGGCAGAGAAAGACAGCAUUCUCCAAGAGGAUCUGUUGGAUCCCAGGAACCCCCAGGAAGGUGCCCAGGAAGAAGAGGGCGGGACACUGGACUUGAGUGAUGAAAGCAUCAAGGAAGAUGAAGAGGCCUCUAAAGUCUCUCCUCUGACCAGUGUGGCUGAUUUGGGAGAAAUUGUGUUGGAAGGAGAUGUCUCUCCCGGUGAGCAGAGAAGCACCGCCCAGUCCAAAGUCUUGACAGACCGCCUGGGUGAACUUCAGCAAAUCUCUCAGCAGGAUCACACUCAAGAAGAUCUAUUUGAAACUGGUCCCAGCAGCAAAGAUUUCCCAGAUGCAUCUACAGAGGCAACUGUGAGCGUAUCGGCCGAAAGCAUGAAAGACUCUGAUAUUCUGGAAAUUGUAGAACAAGCCCUGGAGUUUAACCAAGAGUUGAUCAAAGCAGCUGAGGAACGUGCUGAAGCUGAGCUCUCUGCAGUGGGAAGAGAGGCCACUCGCCUCCCGGAAGAAAAGGGUCAUUAUGCUUCUCUCGCCUCACUGGAGAGAGGGGAAUCCCAGAUUUCUGCCGAUGUUCCAAAGGCCGCCCCCCUCAGUGCCAAAGACCCAGCAGAAACCAAUCACCUCCAGGUUGCCAUUGACACUAACGGUUUACAGCAAGAUGCCAGUUUCUCAGAUUUCACGAAGGCCCCGGAACUGAAUGGCAUCGGUCACCUCCCUCCUAGCCUCGUGGAAUACGGGGGCACCUCCACAGAAGAGAUAGCCAGAAAGACCACCGUCCCCCAAGAGUUCCAGAGAGAGGAGAUGGUGCAGAGAGGAAUCCAGGGUCCAGCUCAAACAUCCCCCAAGGAUGAGGCAAAAAGAACCGGAGAAGACAUUUUCCUACUUCCCGAGAAAGAUCGUCCAGAUCACAAAGGACCAGAGGCCCUUGGCGCGAAGGACAGCUUAUCGGUUGACAUCAUGCAGGCGGCUUGCCUGAAAGGAGGAAAGGAUGCCAAGAUGGAGGCCCUUCCCGUCCUGCCGCAUUUUGAAGAAGAAGAAGUCCUGUGUUUGGAGCCUGGCCAACACCUGAAGUUCAGAGCAGAAGCUGACGAGGCACUGUGGCCCCCAGAAGACAACUGAAAUAUCCUGGCGGUUAAGUCUCAGGCCUGAGUCAAGGAAGCAAGCGGGGCUCCUUGCAAACGGGGCCAUUGGUUCCCCUCUCUGCCACCCCACCCCUCCCUCCUUCCCUAGCUACCGUCUUCCCAUUUGGAAAACGCAUAAUCGGCCGUCAAACUGACAAUCAGAAACUUUGCCAAGACAGAUUAUUUGGCCCUUUAAAAUGUUCACUCUAUGGUAGCUUUCUAGGCAUGUUCGUUUAAAUGAUCAUUCAACUCCAGUGCCUUGUAGGAUGUAGUAAGAUUGCCUUGGAGUCUGAAUCGCAGAGAAUCAUGUCCUCCUUCAUUAUCAUCGGUUCACUUCUCUGGGAGUUUGGACAGGCAAAAAUCUCACUGCCUCUGACCUUUUAAAAGGUGUUGGCGAGUGGCGUUCAGGGGGUUUCCAUCGCCUUUUACACCAACGCCCGAAAGCCCUGCAUGGGCAACACUUUCCCCGAAUCCCAGCAGGAUGUCAUGUCGGGCUGGGGGGCGGGAUGCAGGGCCCCCAAAAGCCAGCGCCUCUCACAUUUCACGCUCUGGAACGGGCCCAGCCAUCCUUAACACUAGGGAGCAGAAACCGACCACGCCAUCCCCGGGGAUGAAGGACUGCUCUGUCUUCCUGGCUGUCGCCCCCUCCUGCUUGUGGGCUCUGCCUGACCCACAAGGAGGGCAGAGGGCCUGUGUUUGCCUCGUGGCAUCUUCUCCCCCCCAAGACCCUUAAAUUUAGUCACUGGAGGGGACCCCCUCUAGCCUACUGGCCAGCAAGUGCUCUAGCCGCUGCAUCCUGUGAACUUUUCUUUCCUCUUGGAAACAAAGUCUCCAAAUUGUUGCCACACAGGAAGCAUGCCCUGUUUGUUUGUUGUUUUAAAAUGAUACAUUUACCAAAAUAUGUAUACUUUAAAACCCACAAACAAACAGGCCAUGCUUCCUGUGUGGCACCAAUUCGGAGACUUUGUUUCCAAGAGGAAAGAAAAGUUCACAGGAGCCCGGUGGGUGGCGAGGGCAACCCCCCGCCCACCCCCCGCAUGCUAGUGGGCCUGUUGAGAAAGCGAGCAGCUCAGCCCCUGGGACUGACACCCGGGGCGGGACCCCUGCCCGGAGCACGCAAGGGAGGGGAACGACCCGCCCCCGAGAGCACUGCUGGACUGGCGGCCAGGCCUCUGCCGGCUCCGGGGCCUCCCUUCCCAUCCAGGGCUGGGGGUUGGCGGAAGGGGUGGCUUCCCCACGGACUGGCAGCGGCAGAAGUGGCAAAGCGCCUACAGCUCAAUGACUCCUCCAGGAGGAGGCAGUGGCCUCACCCAGCCCUGUCGUGGUUUCCUGGAAGCUGACCAACCUCCUGCCCUGCCGGAGGACCAAGGAGCAGAAGCUGAACAAGGCCGAGCAAGGGGUGGGAGGGCACAGGACCUGCUACUGCGCCAGGGGACUCAGGAGCUGCUCCCCCCCCCGGCUGUCCUCGGAGGUCCAUGGCAAGGACGUAGGAGGGGCUGUGCCCAGAGACCAGACCGGCCGGCCCCAAAUUCUGCCUUGGGAUGGCCUGCCGUCCUCCCGCUAAGAGGGUGAGUGGAGGAGAGCGGAUCUCUGAAGGCCACCCGAAGGAGGGCCGCAGCUCCACUGACCACAGCUGCCGGCUGGGGGAUCUGCUGCUUCUGGGUUGGGGGGGGACCCUUCUCCCCCCUACCCCCCACCCCACGGAGCAGGAGGCCGCUGUUUAAGCAGCACCGCAGGGGGUGACAAGAGAUCCGCCAGAAAGGCCCCUCCUGACGACCCCGUGCCCACUCCUUCCCACGACCAAGGCCCACGGCAGAGUUUGGGAGGUGACGGGGGGGGGGAAGCCCUGUUUUGGCGUGCAAGAGACAAGUGCCCCCGACACGGAUUCCUGUGCCUCCUGCUUUAUACGCUAAUAAAACAAGUUAUUUUCCACCACA